Messenger RNA from Brassica napus (rape), 889 nucleotides. Its product is annotated as probable E3 ubiquitin-protein ligase RHA4A. The coding region runs from base 205 to 729 and encodes 174 amino acids. Gene Ontology annotation, biological process: protein ubiquitination. NCBI's taxonomy places the organism in Eukaryota, Viridiplantae, Streptophyta, Magnoliopsida, Brassicales, Brassicaceae. The record is from RefSeq and is a predicted model, not a curated record. The transcript is spliced from 3 exons.
CAAAUUUAAACACUUUAUAUCAGAAGAGAAUCCCAGUCCAAAUCCAAUAUGGUUGCACAGUUACCUGCUUUUGGGUAGAUACACGCAUACACAUGAUAUAUAUAUACCAUAGCUCCUCUUAUGCCUCCUCAGCUUCCAUCAUAACUCUCAUUUCUCAUUUGCUUUUUUUUAUCUGUUGAGUUUGAUUUCUAGAAACUAAAAGUUAUGAUUGAUCCUCAAUCACCAAUCUCACCUCACCUAUACCCACAAGCAAUUCAACUCAAACUUUACCAAGCCUUCAUCUUCUCCAUUCCCAUCUUAUUCUCCAUCAUUCUCUUCCUCUUGUUCUAUCUUUUUUACCUUAAGAGAAGAGCCUCUUCUCUCUCCCCACCUUCUCCAAUGACUCUUCCUGUUUCCUCGAGCCACCAGGCUUCUCCUCAUCUCCCCUCGGUUUGUUUGUUAGAUGUGAAAGUAGAGCUGAAAGGAAAGCUUCAUGUGGUUUUGUUCAAUGAGGAAUUAGGAACAAGAGAUUCUAUAUGUUGCGUAUGUUUGGGAGAAUUCGAGUUGAAGGAAGAGUUGGUGGAAAUGCCUUCAUGCAAACACAUAUUUCAUCUCGAUUGUAUUCACCUUUGGCUUUAUUCUCACACCACUUGCCCUCUCUGUCGUUCCUCUGUCUUAAUCUCUUCGACCAAAACCUCUGUCGACGACGACAACAACCAACCAGAUUCUCUUGAAACGUCACCGGUUUGACUUAUUAACCCCGAAGAAAUAAGCAGUUACAAGUUUUGUUAGUCAAUAGAUCAAAUACAAAAUGUAAAUCUUAAUUUUGUUGUUCAAGAGAUGAACAUGUAUACCAUCACAUUACAUAUUGGUUACAUAGAUAGAAAAGGUUUAAAGUUUUAAAAGUCAA